AUGAUAAGACGGCCCCCAACACUCAUUGCCCUGGAGGAAGACGAUAUCGAAUCUCAUCUCCAGCGGAUCUAUCUUCGUCAUACCCUAACACUUAAUUUUGAGCAGUUACAAUUAGACGACUUUGAAGACCUCGAUCAACUGAUGGACGAACCCCCGAGCUCCAGCGUUCCUUCAGACUUCGAUGGAGAUUCUGAUAUCAACAAUUCGGACCAAGAAGGAUCCCCUUGUCAUGAACACAAUUCCCCCAAUUCACCCAGAGACGGAAUCUCUAUGUCCACAGACGUAAUCUCACAAUUCGCCAUGAAACCAUGCCUCAAGUCCCCAAUUUCAAAUCUACACCGGUCCUUACAAAACCCAAUCUCCUCGGCGAAAUCGCGUUCAGCAGAUGGAUCAACAGACCCACCGCGACUGAAGGUCACUUUCGCCUUGUCACCGCAAGAUCUCGAGCUCCAUAGGGGCAUUGCUUCAGUUCCAGAAGAGGAGACAGUAGAGCGUUUCGGAGAAAAUUACCCGACAAGCCACAAAGACAUAGAUACGCCCGUGUCCAUUGACUCCCCAGCUUCGCCGCAGGUCUCAUUCUUGUCGUGUGGUGUUUCUUCGAGUCCAGUCACUGCAGGUGUCCCACUCCGGGACCUAACUUUAGCGUCGACGAUGUCUUACGAAGCUGUCUUGGCGGAGCAGACAGUCCCGCCAGCUAGUCCAGCAAGGAUAAAUGAGGGGCGCGGCUUUAUCGUCAUAUAG
This is a messenger RNA of Penicillium soppii, 741 nucleotides long. Its product is annotated as CDC26 family anaphase-promoting complex subunit. The transcript has 2 exons. The coding region runs from base 1 to 741 and encodes 246 amino acids. NCBI's taxonomy places the organism in Eukaryota, Fungi, Ascomycota, Eurotiomycetes, Eurotiales, Aspergillaceae. The record is from RefSeq and is a predicted model, not a curated record.